AUGAUGAACAUGAUACGUAAUCCAAAUCUCAACUCUUCGUGGCUCUUCCGAGCCGACAUCCUGUACGACGACGGCGGCCAGCAAGAGGCUCAAGGUUCGAUCGAGACCCGCGAUCACUGCGCCUCUGACCAGCCCAUCGGGCGAGAUAUUCUACACCUCGAAAGAACCCAUACCUUGGUGCGCAAGCUCGUGCCGAGAAGCGAGAAAAGAGACAGGCCGUUGAACCAAACCUGCAGUUUCUACUCGGGUCACGAAUCGGAAACGUCGUCGACAUCCCUGGUGCUUUACCUUGCUCACGUCCGAGCAAAGAAAGAUCUUCCGUUCUACCACCCCAAGGUCUCGGGAAUUGGUCAUCUGCACCAGUGGAAUCCAGAGACUGGACGCGGCACGAUAUCGAUUCACUUCCUGCGCGCCCAUGACGACGAGCGGGACGAGCUGGACAACCCCAAGCUCCGGCGCGUCGCCUAUCACCUGCUGGAAAUUCUGCACAAGCAUGGGCAAGGAUCCGCAUCGGGCUAUGUCAAAAGAGUGCACCACGAUAUGAUUAUUCCGCAGGCUCGGUUCCAAAACCGCUAUAGCUGCCUCAAGAGCAAGUACGCACGCCGCCUGAUGGACACUUGGGCAGAGGUCACGGAUCCCGGGAAACACGUGUUUGAGGAUCUGGGCAUCGCCGCCUUCUUAAUAGAGCUGUGGACGGACAUGUACAGAGACACUGCUUUUCCAGGAUUCGUCGAUAUCGGGUGCGGAAACGGUUUGCUGGUGCAUCUCCUUACCCAGGAGGGCUUUGACGGAUGGGGCUUCGACGCAAGGGCUCGUAAGUCGUGGGCGAACUAUACGACGUCGACGACCUCUUCGCCAUCGGGGAAGUCCCUCGUGGAGAGAUUACUGCUGCCCCGCAUCGUGGCGACGGCCGACGGCGACGACCCCGGGAACCGCGAAAUGCACACGGCGAGUAUUCAUGAUGGGGCUUUUGAGCCAGGCACCUUCAUCGUUUCAAAUCACGCUGAUGAACUGACGCCUUGGACCCCGAUCCUGGGAGCCCUAUCGAACUGCCCCUUCAUCAUGAUACCCUGCUGUAGUCACAAGUUGACCGGGGCGAAAUUCCGCGCCCCUCCGCCCAGGGACAAGUCCAAACCUAAAUCCACCUAUGCUUCGCUGGUCGACUGGGUGUCUCAGAUUGCCGAGGACUGCGGAUGGGAGCCGGAAACAGAAAUGCUGCGCAUCCCGAGCACAAGAAACACGGGGAUUCUUUGCCGAAAUCGCAGCAGAUCCAUCGUAGACGUAGACAUGCAGGCUGUCGUAAACAAGUACGGAGGCGUUCAAGGAUACUACGCGAGUGUAGCCAAGCUGGUCAAGGCGGACCCGCGGCCACACUAG
Ustilaginoidea virens is the source of this 1377-nucleotide messenger RNA. RefSeq lists its product as uncharacterized. Bases 1 to 1377 code for a protein of 458 amino acids. The record is from RefSeq and is a predicted model, not a curated record. The transcript has a single exon. NCBI's taxonomy places the organism in Eukaryota, Fungi, Ascomycota, Sordariomycetes, Hypocreales, Clavicipitaceae. Gene Ontology annotation, biological process: tRNA methylation. Gene Ontology annotation, molecular function: tRNA (uridine) methyltransferase activity.